CUAAAAAUUCCUAAAUCACUAGAGACAUAUAUUCAUAAGGAAAUGGUUAGCAAAACUCUAGUUUUGUGCACAACAUUCAUUUCCAUUGUAUCCCUUUUUAUGAUAACUAUAAACGCAGCAACCUUCAAUGUGAUGAGCUAUGGUGCAAAACCAGAUGGAAGAGGUGACUCAACUCAGCCAUUCCUCAAGGCAUGGUCUUGGGCGUGUAGUUCCGUCCAGCCGGCGACAAUGUACGUGCCCCGGGGUCGUUACAUGAUAAAAGCGGCAGUGUUUCAGGGGCCGUGCCGGAGCCGAAUCAACGUCCAGAUUGAUGGUACGCUUGUAGCUCCUGAUAAUUAUUGGCACCUCGGAAACUCGGGUUACUGGUUGUUGUUCAUUAAGGUUAACCGGCUUUCAGUUAUUGGUGGGAUAUUGGAUGCUAAGGGCGCCGGAUUUUGGGACUGUCGCCGGAGAGGGGGGAACUGCCCUGCUGGAGCAAGGUCAAUAACAUUCAAUUGGGUGAAUGAUGGGUUGAUCAGCGGCUUAACAUCAAUAAACAGCCAGCUGAUGCAUGUUGUAGUAAAUAGUUGCAACAAUGUUAGAGUCCAAAAUGUGAAGAUUAUAGCUCCAGCCCUAAGUCCGAACACAGAUGGCAUCCAUGUUCAGGUUUCAACUGGUGUUACCAUUUCCAACAGCAACAUUCAAACCGGAGAUGACUGCAUAUCAAUCGGUCCUGGCACGAGAAAUCUAUGGAUGGAACGGAUUAAGUGUGGUCCAGGACACGGUGUUAGCAUUGGAAGUCUAGCUCGAGAUUUUAAAGAAGAUGGAGUGACAAAUGUGACACUUAUUAAUUCAGAGUUCAGAGGAACAGACAAUGGUCUUAGAAUUAAAUCAUGGGCAAGGCCUAGCACAGCUUUUGUUAACAACAUCAAAUUCAGGAACAUCGUCAUGAACAAUGUAGCAAAUCCCAUUAUUAUCGAUCAGAAUUACUGCCCAAAUAAUCAAGGAUGUCCUCGACAGACUUCUGGAGUGAAGAUCAACCAAAUCACUUACCACAACAUCCAAGGAACAUCCACUACGCCGAAUGCGGCCGUGUUUGAUUGUAGUCCAAGUUCUCCCUGCAGAGGAAUCAUAAUGCAAGAUAUAAGACUGACUUAUUUGAACAAAAAGGCAAAAUCUUACUGUAAGAACAUUGGAGGAACCACAAGAGGAGUUAUCUGGCAUGAGAGUUGUUUAUAAGCAAUCCGGCCAAUUAGUUCUCUUACAUUUUUCCCGGGGUUUAUUUACCCUUAUUAAAACUAGAUUACUGACUAAAAAACUUAGGCAGUAGGAUUGAAAUAUCGAUGUCUCUC
Oldenlandia corymbosa var. corymbosa is the source of this 1331-nucleotide messenger RNA. The record is from the annotation of a GenBank genome assembly. Lineage: Eukaryota; Viridiplantae; Streptophyta; Magnoliopsida; Gentianales; Rubiaceae.